This is a messenger RNA of Priapulus caudatus, 819 nucleotides long. RefSeq names its product protein lunapark-B-like. The coding region runs from base 1 to 819 and encodes 272 amino acids. The record is from RefSeq and is a predicted model, not a curated record. Gene Ontology annotation, biological process: endoplasmic reticulum tubular network organization. Gene Ontology annotation, cellular component: endoplasmic reticulum tubular network. The transcript is spliced from 10 exons. Lineage: Eukaryota; Metazoa; Priapulida; Priapulimorpha; Priapulimorphida; Priapulidae.
AUGAAACAUGGAUCAAUCUAUGGAUUGAAAAGAUUCCUACACUGGUACUAUGUACGACGAAUCACGGAAAAAGAAUUCAGGCUGGUGGAGCUGAGAGAAGAGAAACGACAGCUGCUUGAAGAGGUGAUGGAGAAGGAGACAUACAAAACCGCAAAAGAGAUCCUGGACAAGUUUGACCCAGAACGCGCGAAGAAAAUGAUGGCGGCAGAACAUAAGAACGAUGUGUCGCAUAACACGCCCGUCGGACAAGUGCUGUAUGGAUCUCCCACGCUGUACACACCGUAUGCCUAUGGAACACAGCCGGGCUACAUGGAUCUGAGACACCGUCAGGCGUUCAGACCCGUAGCAGCGACGCCCCCUAGUGGCUACAGCGCUCCCGGCGGCUCGGCGGCGGGGGGCCGCCCCGGCACCAGCCGCGUCACGCCGCAGCAGAGGAACGGCAGCAGCGGCAGCGGGAGAGGCCUGCCCGAAAAUUAUGUGCCGAUCGGCCAGCGGACAGGCAGUAUAUUUUUGGGAGAAGGUGCGCCCCCUGGACCGCCGACGCCGCGACCGAUCCUGCCGCUACAUCGGUCGAACGUCGACAAGCUGGUAGAGUACCUCGUGGGUGACGGUCCGGCCCAGCGAUACGCUCUCAUCUGCUUCAAGUGCAGCUCACACAACGGCAUGGCACUGAAGGAGGAGUUUGAAUAUCUAGCUUUCAGAUGUGCUUACUGCUACGCGUACAAUCCUGCAAGGAAGCAGCGACCCAACGCGCCCCGCAUCCAGCAGCUGUCCAUCCGAACCGCGCACGUACAUCGUCGAUCAUUCGAUCCGUCUUGA